This is a messenger RNA of Ilyonectria robusta, 798 nucleotides long. RefSeq lists its product as uncharacterized. NCBI's taxonomy places the organism in Eukaryota, Fungi, Ascomycota, Sordariomycetes, Hypocreales, Nectriaceae. The record is from RefSeq and is a predicted model, not a curated record. The transcript has a single exon. Bases 1 to 798 code for a protein of 265 amino acids.
AUGACCGACCCUGAAAGACCUCUUAUCCCGUUAUCGGUGAUGGACUUUGAUCUCUCAAACGCCGACGACGAGGAGAGAUGCAGAGCACAGCUCCUAGUUAGCAACUAUCUCCGGAUUGCGCCAUCUAUGACUACGGACAUGCAGCGUACGCUUAAGGAGACCUUGGUCUACGAGAAAGCGUGGAAGACUCCCACCGAGAAGAUUGUCAACUACGAUUCUCCAUCGAACCACAAGAUGUACGACGAAUUAUUCGAUUUGCUGUUUUUCCCACAUUGGUUCGUGUUGGCAGUUUGCUGGGGACCGAACCACCCAGAUCUCCAGGAAAUCAAGGGCCUCAUAUCGAGACAUUGGGGAGAGGAACUGCCAGAAGACGGAGUCAUAUACCCAGGGGAGAAGACUUCCCUUGACUUCGACGCCUUCUGCGGCGAGAUCGUGUUGAUUGAUGAAAUAAGGGAUUACGACUUCAAAAUCGCCGCCAAGAGCAGGUCAGACGUGUCGGGUACUUCAACUGUGUGCGAGCCUAUAAUCGAGCAGGCGCAGCCUUCAGAACAAACCCUCGCCAGCAUGGAGGAAACUAUCGACGCGCUUCAGAAGGAGGUGUGGGAUUUGAAGGCGAGAGUUGGAAUGAUGGAAAAGGGAGAGGACGAGUGGAGCGUGGACAUUAUUGCUCAUCUUUCGGAUCACUUCCGAGUCGUGCAUCAUAACCAGCAGGAAAUCAUGAGGGAAAUCGCCGAGUUGAAGGGUGAGCUGGAAGACGGUGCCUUGGCUCAACGAUGUUCAAUUCACAGCACUCGCUGA